AAUCCACUUCUCUCUCUCCCUCUCUUCCUCUCUCUCUCUCUCUCUCUCUCCACGUCCUCACACUCUGAGGGGAUCGAUCACCUCCACCAGGAAACACGAGUCAGACUGGGAGAAGCAGGAGCUGCAGCCUCCUGAUGAUUUCACUCAUUUUCUCUUCUCCUCGGUCGUUUCCAGCUCGGAUCUGAAGCAGAGGAAGUUUUUUGUUCCAUGAGGAUCCGACACCGUGUUUCUCUCUCUCUCCCCCUCUCUCUCUCUCUCUCUCUCUCUCUCUCUCUCUCUCUGCCACGUUUUCACAUCAUAACGGGAGCUCCUGCAUCCAUCGAUACUUUUUCCCCUUCACCGCCAGGACGUGUAGAAAGUUAGUUUUGUGAACUUUUUUCCUUUUGGAGGGGCGGUAGUUUGAAGAAACCAGAAUGCUGCCCCAGCUCCUCACCCUGGCCUGUGCGGUCUGCUGCUUUGGUUUUACCUCGGUCUCUGCAGACGUGCUGAAAGCUGAGGCUUGGCUGCAGUCGUACGGUUACCUGCCUCCGGGUGACGUCAGAGCUCAGGCCAUCCGCUCGCCACAGUCCAUCCAGACAGCGAUAGCCGGCAUGCAGAGGUUCUAUGGUUUGACCGUCACCGGCUCCAUAGACGCCAACACGUUAGAGGCGAUGAGCCGGCCGCGGUGUGGCGUCCCCGACAAGUUCGGCCCGGAGCUGAAGACGAACCUGAGGAGGAAGAGAUACGCUGUUCAGGGUCUGAGGUGGGACAAGUCGGAGGUGACCUUCAGCAUACAGAACUACACCCCCAAGAUCGGGGAGCAGGCCACGUAUGAGGCCAUCCGAAAGGCCUUCAGGGUUUGGGAGAGCGCCAUCCCGCUCACCUUCAGGGAGAUCCCCUACAGCCACAUCAAAGGCAAGGUCGACAAGUUCGCCGACAUCAUGCUCUCCUUCUCCGAGGGCUUUCACGGAGACAGCACGCCGUUCGACGGCGAGGGCGGCUUCCUGGCUCACGCCUACUUCCCCGGACCCGGCAUCGGGGGGGACACGCACUUUGACCUCGCGGAGCCGUGGACCAGCAGCAGCGACGACCAGGGAGGUAACGAUGUUUUCCUGGUGGCCGUCCACGAGCUGGGUCACGCUCUGGGUCUGGAGCACUCCAACAACCCGUCUGCCAUCAUGGCGCCCUUCUACCAGUGGUUUGAAACCGAGAACUUCCAGCUCCCCGACGACGACCGCAGAGGCAUCCAGACGAUUUAUGGAACUAAGACCGGGGCUCCUCCUCCUCCUCCUCGACCCACAAAAGCGUCCAAACCCGAAAAACCAGACAAUGGCCCGGACAUCUGCGAGGGACACUACGACACCAUCGCCGUCCUCAGAGGGGAAAAGUUUGCGUUUAAGGACAAGUGGUUCUGGCGUGUGCGUAACAACAAGGUGCUGCCCGGCUACCCGAUGCCCAUCGGUCACUUCUGGAAGGGCCUGCCCUCAAACAUCAACGCUGCCUACGAGAGGGAUGAUGGGAAGUUUGUCUUCUUCAAGGGAGACAGGUACUGGGUUUUCAGCGAGUCCACCAUGGACAAAGAUUCUCCAAAGAGUCUGGCCGACAUGGGCACCGGCCUCCCCACAGACAAACUAGACGCUGCCCUGUUCUACACACCCACAGGACAGACGUACUUCUUCAGAGGCAACAAAUAUUACCGCUUCAACGAGCAGACUCGCUCCGUGGACAGCGGCUACCCGAAACCCAUCAGCAUGUGGAGCGGAGCGCCAGAGAACAUCAAGUCUGCCAUCAUGAGUGAGGAUGGAUCCUACACGUAUUUCUACAAAGCCAACAAGUACUGGAAGUUCAACAACCAGUACAUGAAGGUGGAGUCCGGCUACCCCAAGUCCGUGCUCAGCGCCUGGAUGGGCUGCGAGAGCGAGGAGCCCAAGAAGGGCCGGGAGGAGGUGAUCAUCAUCGAGGUGGAAGAGUCGCAGAGCGGGGCCGGGCCCAUCGCCGUGGUCAUCCCCCUCCUCUUACUGGUGCUGGUGGUGGUCACCCUGGGAGCGCUUUUGUUCUUCAGGAAGUACGGCACGCCCCGACGCCUCCUCUACUGCCAGAGAUCCCUCCUGGACAAGGUGUAGGCAGAGCGACGGGGCGACCGAGAGACUGCCGCAGAGGGAGAGAGAGAGAGAGGAGAGAAAAACGAGGGCCGAGAGACGAUGGAAACAGAGAGGGGGGGAGGGGGGGAGAGAGAGCGAGCGGAGGAAAAAAGACAGUGUUAAGUGUUUGGUGGUUUUUUUAUUUGCCACGACAGAGCGGAAAAAAAGGAGAAAGGCCCAAGGAACUGAAAUCAGGAAAUAUGCGUAUUUGUAUGUUAACUAUUUACUUGUACUGUGUCAGGAGGUUGAAGAUCAAAGCCACCGUCUCACGUAGAGAAGGGAAAGAUGCAAAGACUCACCUCUCCUCUCUCACGUCCCAGGUAUUCAGAACAACAGAAACAUCCCUCCACGCUUCCUCGACUUUAACUGGACGACUCCAGCUGAACUGCUGUCUGAUUCAUGACUCCCCCCCCCCCCCCCUGGAAACUUCACAAUUCUGUUUUUUAACUCAUAAAUUCAUCGUUUCCUGUUUGCUGUCAAGUCCAUUGUAUUUUUUUCAUGCAGAACAUUAUUGUUUGAAUUAGACAUUAAUUCUUAAAAGUUCUAAAGACGAACCAUGAAAUAUCGCCUGUGUUAGCAUGAUUUUGUUUUCUACCACUAAAUAGAAUCUGAGUUUUUCGGUAAAGCCAGAAAUCCAAAUCAUCUAGUACUCAUGUACUUGUACUUAUGGUUGUGUAACAUGUGAGAGCUUUGGCUUCAUUUUGUUUACGCAAAAAAAGUGAAGCAAAUAUUCACAUUUCUCAAAGUGUUCUCAAUUAUCGUGUAUCAGCUCUAUUGUACAACAUUUUUAAAGGAGACAUAUGAAUUUUAGUUGUAAAAGUUCUACAAAGUUAAGAAGCCUUCUCUCCUCGACAGAAAACACUGAAGCAUCAGUAGUCCGCUCUAUAGUGAUGUCACAAUGCUCCACCCACUGGCUAAUCUGACACGCCCCUUUUCAAACAUUCGAUCUGGCCAAUCAGAGUUGAAUGGGCUUCAUAGAAAGGGGGGGGGGGCCUUAAAGAGACAGGAGCUUAAACGAAGUGUUUCAGACAGAGGCUGAACAGAGGAGCUCCAGAGACAGACAGAAUAAUAGAGCAUCCAAACAUUUUUAAAUAUUAACACAAGUUAAAAUUAUGAAUCUGGCUCUGAGCAGAAUAUGUCUCCUUUAAAAAAGCAUAAAUCAUUAACAACCAACAGGAUUCUCUCUCAUCUGCUAAAGAUGUUUCAGUUAUUGUUUAGUUUUUUCUGGGUGAAUUUAACGCAGCAGACUGAUGUCACGUCCCUUCUGCCGUUAGGAAUAUUGGUAUCGAUGGUUCCAGACUUCUGAACAUGCACACGUGUGGUUUAUGAUUCAUAUUCGAUCAAUCAGAAGCGAUUUCCCUCUUGAUUGUCACGUCCAAAAACGUUUUUUCUGCAGCUGCGACUCCAGAACUCGUCCUCCAGUUCAAGCAGUCAGACGGGAACUUGAUUCUUUCUCUUUCGUGACGUUUUAACUCACAAACAACGGUUUUGAAAACAUUCCAGUACUUUUGCUGUGGAGCACAGCUGCUUGUCCGAACGGGUCAGUGAGCGGUACAGUUUCCAACAAUAUGGUGCAAUUUAUUUGUAAUUAUUAUCGUUGCUAUGGGACAUUGUUGUUAUUAUAAGUAUGGUUAUUGUUAUUAUUGUUCUCGUUGGUAAGGUUAUGAUUUUUUUUUGAUUUUUUUUUUUGUGCAUUGUCAUAUGGAGUCCUGCUGGACAGAGGCAUAACAUGACAAUGGUGGAGGCGAAUCCCAGUUUACAUUCAGCACGUGGUGAAUUAGAUCCGAUCAGAGGGUGAAUGUUGGCACAGAAUAACAAACGAUGCUAUUUAUGAACUUUGACACUGAUGGUGAUCAAUGGUUUUAUUUUAAAGGUUUUUUUUUUAACUCAAAUCAAAAUUGAAGGUGAAUUGAUGCAGUUAAUAACAAUGAUAAUGGUAAUGAUAUUUAUAAUGAUGAUCAUAUCAAUAAAGUGGAAUGAGAUUUUUUUUUUUUUUUUUUUGUUCCUGUCUGUUUUUCACUUUUGUAUUUCAGUAGAUAAAGUGAAAUUAAACUAUUUUCUACAAACAGUC
Messenger RNA from Pleuronectes platessa (European plaice), 4191 nucleotides. RefSeq names its product matrix metallopeptidase 14a (membrane-inserted) (gene mmp14a). Lineage: Eukaryota; Metazoa; Chordata; Actinopteri; Pleuronectiformes; Pleuronectidae. Gene Ontology annotation, biological process: zymogen activation; extracellular matrix organization; skeletal system development. Gene Ontology annotation, molecular function: zinc ion binding; metalloendopeptidase activity. Gene Ontology annotation, cellular component: extracellular matrix. The record is from RefSeq and is a predicted model, not a curated record. The transcript is spliced from 10 exons. Bases 414 to 2102 code for a protein of 562 amino acids.